GUCUAGUGUUUACAGUACCAGUGCAGAGUCUGACAACAUCACUUCAUCAUGAAGACGUUAUCUUCUUUCCUCUUUCUGUUGGGAUUCUUUAUCUACGCCGGAGCACAUACAUAUCACACGGGCGCAUGUCCCCUUGUGGAGCCAAUGCAAGGAUUUCAAAUGAAUAGAUUCUUGGGCGUAUGGUAUGUCAUCCAAAAAACGACUACGGCCAGCAAAUGCAUCACCUAUAAUUAUACACGUGGAGAAGAGCCGGGGGAAUACGUGAUUACGCAGGAUUCUGACCACCCGAUACUAGGUCUUACGCCAUUGAAGCAUGAGUAUCAUUAUACCGGUGAAUUGUCCGUUCCGGAACCGAGUAUUGCAGCUCGAAUGCAAGUUCGUUUUCCUCUGAGUGUCGCCGGAAGUGCGUCGCAUGUGAUUUUCGCCACUGAUUACGAUAACUACGCGGGUAUCUUCACGUGCCAGCAAGUCGCAUUCAUUCAUCGUCAGAGCGCAACUAUCCUUUCCAGACGCCGCGAUUUAGACAUGAGCUAUGUGGAAAAAUUGCGCCAGAAAUUGAGCAAUUUCGGAGUCAGUCCUUAUGACCUGAGCAUCAUAUCUCAAACCGGAUGCCCUAAAGGUAACAAUACUUUGGAUAUCAACAUCGAUCCUAACACCUUCUCAGCGGAGAACAUUGGUAACGUGGUCCGCAAAGCUGGCCAGAAACUGGGCGACGGGGUUCAAUAUGUGGCUAGCGCAGGAAGCAAGGUUUACCAUAAACUGACCGGAAACGAGCAGAAGAACACCAGCAGCAGACCGGAGGAAAACACUAGAGCUGCCAUUACUGGGGGUUACGAAACGAACGAAGUCGAAUGGAUUCCUUAAACGAUAGGUUUAAGAGUAUCGUUUAGUCAUUUUGAUCUCCAUGAGUUUUAUGAUGUUCAAGGAAUCUCCAUUGUUACGGCCUUAUGAGCAUCGACACUUUACGAGACGCUAUUACUAAUCUUGUCGUUUACAAUUAAUAUCCGACGAUAUUAUUCGGUAGAAUAGAGGUACAUGUAAAACGAGAACGAAAGACUACGUAACGAAUAAACUGAUAUUUUUACUUUGAUGAGUAUACCAAGGAGAACGAACCCGAAAAUGACGGUACCGAUGAGUGUUAAGGUGAAAUAAAAUUUUUUAGCGUAUUA
This is a messenger RNA of Dufourea novaeangliae, 1169 nucleotides long. RefSeq names its product apolipoprotein D-like. Gene Ontology annotation, molecular function: pigment binding. The coding region runs from base 49 to 864 and encodes 271 amino acids. The record is from RefSeq and is a predicted model, not a curated record. The transcript has 5 exons. Lineage: Eukaryota; Metazoa; Arthropoda; Insecta; Hymenoptera; Halictidae.